This is a messenger RNA of Apus apus (common swift), 3424 nucleotides long. RefSeq names its product gypsy retrotransposon integrase 1 (gene GIN1). Bases 131 to 1819 code for a protein of 562 amino acids. Gene Ontology annotation, biological process: DNA integration. The record is from RefSeq and is a predicted model, not a curated record. The transcript has 9 exons. Lineage: Eukaryota; Metazoa; Chordata; Aves; Apodiformes; Apodidae. Gene Ontology annotation, molecular function: nucleic acid binding.
GCCACUUCCGGGGGCGCCACAGAAGUCGCGGGGCGCGGGGGCUGCCGUGAGAUGCCCGGGCAGAGAGCGAGUUAGCGGGCUGCGGCCCCGGGACGGGCCGCGCCGGUACCUUUGCUGGAGCAGGUUAGCAAUGGUCCGUAGUGGAAAAGAUGGUGGGCUCCACUUGAAGCAGAUUGCACAUUACAAGCGAACAGGGGAGUAUCAUCCCACAACUUUACCGAGUGAAAGAAGUGGAAUCAGGAGAGCAGCCAAAAAAUUUGUUUUCAAAGAAAAUAAGUUUUUCUAUGUUGGAAAAGACAGAAAAAAAAUGCGCCUGGUAAUUGUUUCAGAUGAAGAGAAGAAAAAGGUGCUUGAGAAAUGCCACAAAAAUGCUGCUGGCACUCAUCAUGGCAUAUCAAGGACACUGACUUUAGUGGAAUCUAAUUACUACUGGACCUCCAUAACAAAUGACGUCAAGCAGUGGGUACACGCUUGUCAGCAUUGCCAAGUGGUAAAGAAUACAACCACCACAGCACCCAAAACAAACCCUUUUAAAGCAGAGGACCCAUGGACAGCAGUUAAUAUAGACCUAAUGGGACCUUUCAAUGUUACCAACAGAAGCCACAAGUACAUCAUAAUUAUGACAGAUUUGUUUACAAGAUGGGCUGUUAUCUUGCCUCUGCAUGACACUUCAGCAGCUGAAAUUGCUAAGGCAGUUGUAACUGUGUGUUUCCUAUAUGGGCCACCUCAAAAAAUGCCUAUGGCUCAAAGGAAAGAGCUUGUUUAUCAGGUAAAUGAAGAACUGUUUGCCCUGUUUGGAAUGAAACAGAUUGUAUGGUCUUAUACUCAGACAGAUUAUGUAAAUGAAAGAACAUGCAAGACAAUAAAAGUUUUCCUUAACAAAUACUGCACCGACCAUCCAAAUGAUUGGGAUGAACAUUUGUCUGCUAUUGCCUAUGCUUUCAAUCUGACAAAUUUGGAGCCAUAUCAAAACACUCCAUAUUUCCAAAUGUUUAAUCGAAAUCCACAUGUUGUUGAGCCACUGAAUAUCUGUGUGGAAGGGGAAUACAGUAUGUUUGCCAAAAUAUUUGAAGCCACUAAAAAAGCCAGUCAAGCACUGGAAGAAGAGAAGAUCUCAGAUUGUCAGGUGAUGAAAAAUAAUUCAGAUGAACAAAAAAUCAGAGACAAGAUCACUGUCAAAAGGAAGCCAAAACAGUUAAAUACACUUCGACUUAAAGUUGGUCAUGAAGUCCUCAGGCAAAGAAAAAACUGGUGGAAAGAUGGUCGUUUCCAAUCAGAAUGGGUUGGUCCUUGUGUUAUAGAUUAUAUUACAGAUAAUGGCUGUGCAAUAUUAAGAGAUGCUACAGGAUGCAAGUUAAAAAGACCCAUCAAGAUGUCUCACCUCAAGCCAUACAUAAGAAGGUCCAGUGGAAAAGACAACCAUUACUUUUUACGAGGUGCAGUAGUUGUUGACCAUGACUAUAUUGCCUUAUCUGAAAAAUCCUAUAAUCCAAGCCAACAAGAGUCUGCUGCUGAUGGAGAAAUAGAUGCCUACACAAGAGAUGUCAUGUCUGCUGUGCAAAUACCACCUGCAGCCUGCAAAGACCAAGAAUCAACAGAUGGCAUCUGGGGCUUGUUUUGGAGCCUACACUUGAGCCCUGGCAUUCUUCGCCUCCCUGCUGGCACGGUCGCACGGUGGCAGCCUGUCACCGCAGGAGCGCGCCCUGCGCACCCGGCACAGGCUCCGCCACCGCGGCACGGCGAAUGCAUCAUGCCUGAAGAAACUGUUCCCAGUGUUUGUUUCUCUGAGUGUUUCUUUCCCGAACUACACUCGCAGUAAAUUACCUGGUUACAGGAAAAACUAUAACUAGAUUGUAAUUAUGGAAGCAAUGUGACUUGCAUUGUGUGAAGGCUGUACAACUGUUUAAUGUAUAUUAGUUAGAGUACAAAAAUAAUCUGCUUAUGCAUUAGGUAGUUUAUACCAUAACUGCCAACUGUGACAAACAUCCAAUAGAGCUUUGCAGCUUCCUAAGAACUGGGCACCUUUCAGUACUCGUUAAACCUUGGUUGCUGUGAACAGGAUCUCACAAGUGCCUGGAAGAAAGCCAUCCAUCCCUUCAGUGUGCAACCUGAGACCCAACUUAAGGAAAUACCACAGAAUUGUGGGAUUCAGUUCUUUUCCUUGCAAGUAAUUUUCUCUUGAGUGGCAGUCCUAGGAUGCGCUGAAGAAAGCAGUAACAAACAUGGCAGGGAGGACUUGGGAGACGAUAUCAAAAUAUUAAAGAAUGCAGUAGCCACGGCAGGGUUCUGCUUAUAAAAACCUACAUGAUAAAUAGCAUCAUAUCCACAUAUGUGUUAUGUGGAUAUCCUGUUAUGGCUGGAUAUGUGGAGUACUUUAUCCCCAUUUUGAUAGAAUUCUUAAAUUCUAAUUAAAAAAACCCCACGAACACAACAAAACCAAACAACAACAAAAAACAAACACCAAACAAUCAAAACAAAACAAAUCCCGAACAUUUGUUUCUCAUAAGUUUCCAUUUUUAAGAUAAAUGUAAUUGGUAAUUAAUCAUAAUUUCCCUGGUUUACUGAACUGUUACCACUACUUGCUAGGAACAGAUUGUCCCAUUGCAUCUUUAAAAUGGUAUUUUUGGCACAGUUCGGUAAAAAAAAAAACAAAAAACAAAACAAAAACCAAAAAACAAACAAAAUUGCCUCUACAUCAUCUGUGUAUUUUUUUAAGUUGUACAUUGAAAUCAGACAGAACUUCACAUGCAGUAUUUUGUGCUUCACAUGCAAAUAAAACUCAAUAGGAAACACUAGGAGAAAGGAGCUUAAAGAGAGGAGCAGUUCAGCAAACGUGACUUCAUGAGCUGUACAUUUUAGAAAAUUCUAGUGCAGCUCUCCCUUGUACCUCUCCAAAUACAUGUGUAACAAAGCCAGCUGAAUGCUCCUUUACGUUUUCCAGCUGCCAUGUCCCAAAACAGCAAGAAGGUCACAGGUAUUACUUGGAUAAGUAGCUGCCACAAGAGAUUUGAAAUCUUCCUUUACAGUUAGCUCCCCUCUUCUGUCAGUAAUGUUUAGCUAUGUAGAUUUUUUUCACGAGUUUUUGAAAGUAGUUUGAAGAGCAGUUAUAGUGUAAAUUUUGCUAAUAUAUUUUGAUAAUUCACAAUGGAGAAAAAAUAUUUUCACAUUUAAGAAUUAACAAGUAAAGUCAAAUCAGGGUGCUAGCACUCUAGGAUUUACUAUCAUAUAUUUUACAUGGAACAUACAAUAGCCUAAUUUAAGCUAUUAAUUUUAAUUGACCUGGAAACUUAGUUCUGGUGUGAUUUGUUUCUUUGUUUAUUAGUGCAUUACAUCCACACAAACUGUGCCUUAUAUAAUAAUACAGUCAAAUUUUGAAGUAUGUCCUAAUAUGCACUUAAAUAAUAAAUUUUUAAUUGCUUUGUAA